Molecule: messenger RNA, 765 nt
Organism: Schistosoma mattheei
Lineage: Eukaryota; Metazoa; Platyhelminthes; Trematoda; Strigeidida; Schistosomatidae
Source: the annotation of a GenBank genome assembly
AUGAUUGGACACAUUUAUGGUCUAGGUACUUUAAAUAAUCCAAUUGAUCUAAUCAAUAAAAAAGCAUACACAGAAAAUGGAAUUUUUAUUGAAUGUACAACAUCUUGUGCAACAUCAGUUAAAGGUAUUUAUUGGAAGGCGAAGAAUUCAACAUGGACUCAUAGUUUACAUGUGCAAUCAGGCAUUAACAAUGAUGAUGAUGAAGAUUAUGUCGAUGACAGUUUAUACAAUCGAAUUCACAGAUUAUCCUAUAAAUCAGAAUAUACUAAUCCUAUUUGUGAGGUUGGUUUAAAAUCAGUUAAAAGUCGCAUACAAAUUAAAUGUGCAUCUGGGCAAAGUCAAACACCAUCUAAACUUUUAUCACAUACAUUAGUUGGAUUAAAUAAAAUCACUUGUUUUCCAUAUUAUGAUAAAGAAAUGGAAAAUAAAUUGUCUAAAUUAACACGUUACAAUGAAGAACAUAAAGGAGUUAGUUCACAAUUUAUAGUACAUAAUAAAAAUAAUCCACCUGAUAUAACUCAGUCUGAUUGUUUCAUUGAUGAUGGUAAUGGUCAUUCACAUGCAGCUGCUUGUAUUUAUGUUUUGUGUCCUGGUCAACCAGUGGCUUGGUUUACAUUCGGAGAAAAAGUCGCCCUUGGUUCAUCUGCUGCUUUAUUUCUUGUCUUAAGCAUAUUAUUUUGUUAUAUAACACGUCAACGUCGUCGGGCUAAACGAAAAGCAGAUAUGUCACCUGGACAACAACACGAAAUUGAACUGAUGUUGUGA